This is a messenger RNA of Rotaria sordida, 531 nucleotides long. NCBI's taxonomy places the organism in Eukaryota, Metazoa, Rotifera, Eurotatoria, Philodinida, Philodinidae. The record is from the annotation of a GenBank genome assembly.
AUGUCAAAUACAUACGAAGGUAUAACAACUGUUCUUGUGCCAUCCGUCGAAGUCACAGUCAACUUUAAUGAUUCUGAUAAAAGUACAACAUCCAUUGGUACGGAUUAUCUUGGUUCUUGCAUUUGUUUCUUGUUCGAUUUUACCUAUUGUGAUGAACAAAUUUGUGUACUUGAUCAUUAUACUUAUCCAAAAGAUGAAAAGGGUUUAUCACCAGAUAAAGUAUUGGCUUUACUUAUGAAACAAUUUGUUAGUACAAUUAAAGAUAAUCUUUAUCUUCGUAUAUCUGAACAAAUAUAUUCAUCAGCAACAACAGUAUCUAAUUUAAGAUUAUUAGUCGUUGGUGGUGAUCCAAAAGAGAGUCGUCGUAUUCGUCAUACAUUAUCAUCAUUGAAUGCAAAUUCAUUUAAAUUAAAAGCCAUACUUAAUGAUCCAGAACAUCUUUAUCUUGCUGAACAAUUGAUCAACAAAAUUAUUUUGUUAAAAUCAGCUACAAGAUCGCUUACUGGUCGAGAAGAACGAGAAGGUAAGUAA